Molecule: messenger RNA, 396 nt
Organism: Limulus polyphemus (Atlantic horseshoe crab)
Lineage: Eukaryota; Metazoa; Arthropoda; Merostomata; Xiphosura; Limulidae
Product: alkaline phosphatase, tissue-nonspecific isozyme-like
Exons: 2
Biological process (GO): dephosphorylation
Molecular function (GO): alkaline phosphatase activity
Source: RefSeq, a predicted model, not a curated record
AUAGAUGGCACUGGUAUGAGGAGUCAAAAGGAAACCUUCUUCGUAACCUGAAACACGAGCGGAAUUAUAAUGUUGCCAAAAACAUAAUUUUAUUCGUUGGCGAUGGAAUGGGACUGACCACUGUCACAGCUGCCCGCAUUCUGCGUGGUCAACAUCGUGGCCAGUCUGGGGAAGAAAACAGCCUAGCUUUCGACAAGUUUGAACACGUAGCUUUGGCGAAGACAUACAACAUCGACAGUCAAGUGGGAGACUCAGGAGCUUGUGCCACUGCCUUACUGAGUGGGGUAAAAAGCCGCUACGAAACAUUGGGUCUGGACGACAGUGGACUUUAUGAAAACUGUUUAUCUAGCAUCACCGCCAGGAUCCCUUGCUUGACCGAUUGGACACAACAAGAAG